AUGGCCGGUCGGCGGCGACUGCAAGAGGAACUAGCACCUGAUUAUGGGCCUGAUGAUGAUGAGUUCUCUGUGGAAGUACAUCAUGGGGGAUUUUUCUGUGGGGCUGGUAGCAGUCGGGUUUAUCUAGAUGGCAAGGUGGAUUGGUUUGACCAUAUCAAAGUGCAGUACUGGCGUUUUUCCGAAAUUGAUGAGAUCAAGUUGAUGCUAGAUUAUGGACUUGAGAAUGUCAACGUUCACUGGUUGUUGCAUGUGAUGGAUUUGACUACUGGUUUGCGAAUUGUAGACUCAGAUAGAGAAACAAUCAUCAUGAAGCAAGUUGCAUAUAAGGUUAAAAACUUUGUGCUGUACUUUGAUCAGUACAAUUCACUUGAUGACAACGCCUGGGAAGACAUUGUGUUGAAUCCAGUUGGUACACUACCCAAAGUGUUAAGUCCCAGGAAGGUGGCACCUGAAAGAGAUGAUGAUGUGGGCAGCGAAGGCAGUGACAAGGAUGGCAGUACAGAUGGGGAAUUUGUAUACAGUGACUAUGAAGUUGAUGAUGACGACGAUGACCUAUUUUAUGACAAUGUUGAUGAUGGGAUGGUUGAUGAGGGUGCAGCCAAGGGCAUGAACAUGGCAACAGAUAGGGAAUGGGAUGAGCCAUCAUCUGAUGAGGAUGAGUUGGAGUUACCAGAUUCUAAUGAAGAGGGUCAGGUUGGGAGGAAUUUGAAGACCUUCAGGCUAAAGGACAUGCAGAACCCUAUUUUCAAAAUUGGAAUGAAGUUUGCAUCAGUAGAAUUGCUUAGAAUGGCUAUUAUAGAGUACAAUAUCAAACAAAGGGUGGAGAUAAAGAUGCCAAAGAAUGAUAGGACCAGAAUCAAAGCACAUUGUGAUGCAGGCCACUUCAAAGGGGAGAACUUGAAGAAUCAACUGUGGGCUUGUGCUAGAGUAAGUACAAUAACAUGGUGGAACCAAGAGAUGGAGAAAAUGAAAGUGCUGAACAAGGAUGCAUAUGCCUGGUUAGAGAAGAUGCCACCAAACACAUGGGUCAGGGCUUUUUUCAGUGAGUACCCGAAGUGUGAUAUCCUGUUGAACAACACUUGUGAAGUAUUCAACAAGUAUAUCUUGGAAGCUAGAGAACUACCUAUCUUGAGCAUGCUAUAG
Miscanthus lutarioriparius is the source of this 1143-nucleotide messenger RNA. Lineage: Eukaryota; Viridiplantae; Streptophyta; Magnoliopsida; Poales; Poaceae. The record is from the annotation of a GenBank genome assembly.